GGGAAAUCGAUGGCAGCACCACCAUCUUCAACUUUGGGAUCUGUGGGGGCAAAAGUGGUGCGCUGUGUGAGGUGCUGAGCGCGGUAGGGGCAGCUACGAUGAACUCGGUCUUGGUAGCCACUUGGUGCCAACUUCGUGUGCCGCCCCCAAUCACUUUCUGUGAGCUGGAUCUACCCGGCGGUGGAGUCUUGAGUCGAGGGCGAUCGAUUGGCAAUGGAUCCGUAAUUUGGGUUUCAGUAGAUACGUCACAAUCUGGUGCAGCUGUGAGGAAACUGAAGGCGCCAGGCCUUGUUAGCAGAUCGGCAUCACUGUUGAUGGUCAAUGGACGAUUGUCGUUGCCUUCUGCGGGGUCUAUAAUGCCUAAUUGAGCCUGCAUUGCCUUUCGGAUCUCGAGCCAAUCGUCAAUUUGUGGCGAUUGAGGUGCAUUCACUGCUUUCUGCUGUAUUCGAGGCUUCCUCACCUUCAGGUCGUUGAGAGAUGACGAGUGGGUCAUUGACGGUACUGGGCUUGUUAGGACGCUGUAGGGUGCACACUGCUUCAUGGGGCUCCACAAACCUCUGGGCUGACGCCGUUGCUGGAGGAACGAGCUGACGGCGCAAUAAUUUUGAGCCGAAAUAUGAGCGGGUGAUGUGAGCACGUAGUUGGCGUCCAGAGUGUCGUUGGCACUAAAAAUCUCGAUCGGUUUGGUGUGGCUUGACGACGGGGUUAAGUUGUUCCGCUCGCGAUUCAUGUUUUCCAGCAUUUGAGGUGUCACGAAAUGGUUGGGGAACCCCUGGUUGCGUGCUGCUCCAUGGCGAUGAAACGCUUCACUGUCGCGGUGCAACUUGCCGAUUCGCGUGUUGUUUGCACUAGAGACGUCAGAUUUGGUGCGUUGAUAACUCGUCGAUAAUUCCAAAGCUUGGUACUCUGUGAGGUAGUUGACGCGCCAUAUACUGCUGGAGACUCGAAAUAUCUGCUCUAGUGCGAUCGUAAUCGACCGAGAUGUAUCUGCAGGCAAAAAGCCUACGACGAAUAAUCCGUCCGCAGACAGGAACUGGAUCUUCACGAAUUGUUUCGAGUUAAUUUCGACCCAGUCUCCUGGCUUCGGCUUCCGUUUGGCUGCACUAUCUGUUGACCUCAUUUGUUCCAGGUUGGCAACACACGGCGGUGAGUCUGACACCCUUUCCGGUGAAAAGGGUGGAUUACCAACGCUGUCGUGUAAAUUCUCGCAGUCUCGUGACACUGCAUUACGUUUCCAAGUAAUAUUGAGGCCACUAUUGAAUUUUGGGGAACGAGACGCAGUCUUGUGCUUGAGUACGGCAACACUCGGUACAACCACUUCGCGCCCGCCUUUAGUUGCAGUACCUACUGGUGCUGACUCUGCAGCCCGGAUCAAAGGCAUGAGGUCACGAAAGAUAGUCUCCCGUUUUCCUUUACCCUUGACUUUUACAGUCUCUAGAUCGGGGAAAGAGGCGACAUUGGAUAACAUUUUGAUCACUCGGCGACACCGUAUCGUUGUUGCUUCUGGAUCCAAGUCUCUUGAGGUCAGUAGGGUUGUAAAAAGCGGUGGGAUAGCUCCGAGAAGUUCGCUUUCGUCCUUAAAGCCCGUGCUUUCGACUUCUGGCUUGAAUUCUUCCCGCAUUUUUUGUUCUCUGUCAAGUGAAACUUGUCGAACGAUAGCGAUCAAUGUCACCAGUGCGUAUGGAGGGAGAUUGACGAUAUCUCGGAUAGCUUCGGACGGAAAUUGUGGACUAUCUAGCUGCUUAAUUGCCAAGGCUUCGGACAAGAGUACUUUUGGAAACCGGAAUUGAAGGAAAACAGCUAAUAGGGCGAUGACUUCUAUUCGUGUUCGGCGUGUAAGCGCUAGCACCUCGUCCAGCCAUAUCUUCGGCAUCCAUCGCGAAUUAGGCGCUUGUUUGGAAGGUGCAAAAUGGCAAUACAAAUUGUGGACGACACUUUCAGCAUUGUGAAACGAAACAAUGGCGUACAAUCUUCUCAAAUCAGGUGACUCGUAUGGGUUUACACGUUUGUGGGCGAUAUCAAUGAGAGUUGCGCAAGGAGUUAACUCUGCGGUGUCUUCUUUCGAGAUUUCCGAUACCCAUACGUCAGUUGCUGAGCCAAAUUUGAAGUCCGCUGAGGUUGAUCUUUGCGGUUGUUCGAGUAGGUUUAUAACGAAUUCGUCAAAUUCCUCGAUCGCUUGUUGCCUUUCAACUGUAGAAACGAAAUGGGUAUCAAAAAUCCACACAUUUGGUAGCAGUGCCACUACCUUUUUCCGAUAAUCGUCAAUUGCGUUGCCUUUCAACAGACCAUCAUUCCCGGCUAACCGUAACUCCAGCAAAUGUUGAUCUCGUAGGCAAACCAAAUCCUCAAAACCGAUGCGAUUUCGUUCGAGAUGUAAGAAACCCAACGCUCGAAAAGAUGUCAAUGCGUGAAGAUUUUUGAGUAAAUUCCCAUUGAGGUCGAUGCGCCACA
Messenger RNA from Phytophthora nicotianae INRA-310, 2451 nucleotides. RefSeq lists its product as hypothetical. The coding region runs from base 1380 to 1790 and encodes 136 amino acids. NCBI's taxonomy places the organism in Eukaryota, Oomycota, Peronosporomycetes, Peronosporales, Peronosporaceae. The record is from RefSeq and is a predicted model, not a curated record. The transcript has a single exon.